AUGCCGAGGCAAUCGGAUGUCAGGAUAGAGAUUGAGCAUCAUUUCGAGAACACCUUUCACACCACCUAUGCAGUGGAAAGGUACUCCGAGUAUGCCCAGCAGGUGCAGCGACAGAUGAAUGUGCAAUUGGAAAGCAGGGACAUCAACGUCCAGGUUGUCACCAACCCCGGGCCCCCCAAAGGCUUCUCUCCAUUCUGGAGUUGCCAGGGAUGGUUCACCUCCACCAAAGGUGAGAAGGUGCGCUAUCCCCGCCUCGGUGCCUUCGAAGUCUUCGCGGAGAUCUCCAAAGAUUUCGCCCCCAAAAGCGGCCUGCCGCCGCGCAUGCAGCUUUGGUCCAAGCUGUGUUCUCACCGCUGGCCGGAUCCCACGCGGCUGGCGGAGAAGCUGGCGGAGCUGCUCAGCUCAGGCAGGGAGAACGAGGACGUCUCCGAGGAGGUCCGGGCGUUGAACAACCGCUGGACUCACCCGGAAGUGCCAGAGAAGCCGAAGGUCAUACCACAUGCCCCCAUGUUUUUCGGGCUCACGCCUCGGGGGGGCACGCCCACGCCGGUGGAGCGGCGCAUCCCGGGGGAGAAGCGCUCCGCCAACUCCUCGCCGCGGCCGUCCUCGGCCUUCGCGACAAUGGGCGGCUCCAGCCUCAUGGUGUCACCGGGGAAGAUUCGGCCGAGCUCUGCGAAGCAGAUGAGAUCGCUGCAGGAUCACGAGCCAGCGAGCGAGCCGGCGACCCCCAAGGAGACACCACAGAAGUCCCCGGACGUUCCGGCCUUCGGUGGCUUUGAGGAGCGCUUUGAGGACGACCAGGACAAUCCGCCCUCCUUCCGGGAUUCCGGCGCAGCUGCACCCGCCAGCGCUCCGGAGAAGCAACCAGAGAAGGAGAAGGAUGCCUACUAUGACGAAUUCGAGGAUGAAGGCGAUCCGCCGGAGUCGGCACCGGUGCCUGCGUCUCCAGCUCCUGCGUCGCCGCGCAAGAAGGAGUACGUGGAGGACCUGGCACAACGCCUCCUCCAGAAGCACGGCAGCUCCGCGAAGCCCGCAGAGCUCCUGCGACGGCCCAUGCAGCCCUUCGACCCCGAGGAGCCGCUGGACGAGACGGUGUUUAAGACCAAAUUGUAUCACCUCGGGGUUUUCAGCGAGCCCUUCGGAGGGUUCAGCUUCGCUGGGCUCUUCCUCGAGAUCGCUGCAGGAACGCCACCUACAGCACGCUUGGGUGACCUCAUCGAGCACCUCAAGCCCUUCUUCCCAUCCGACGCGGCCCAAGCCGACAAGGACACUACCAGCUCCACCAUCCCCACCUCAGUGAGCUUUUCCCCUGAGACCACCAAGGUCACUCUACCAGCUGCAGAGGCAGAGGAGGAUAAGAGUGACUACGGCUCCGAUUUCGAGGAGGACCAGUCCCCCAAAUCCGCCGCCCCGGGCGCCGCGCCCGCGCCCGCUGCGCCCGCGCCCGCUACGCCCGCGCCCGCUGCGGUCGUGGCCCCGGCGCCGGCGCCGGCGCCAACGCCGGCGGCGGCGCCAGCGGCGCCUACCACGCUGGCGUACACAGCGCCAGCGGCGCUGGCAGCGCCAAUGAGCGAGGAGGAGGAGUUCGAAGAGGAGGGGGAAGAGAUCGAGAUCCCGCUGGAUGACUCGACCGAGCAGCCGUUGAGCCGCCCGGCGCCGGCGCCAGAGGAUGACCGUGUCGGCGCCGUGAAGCACUACUCCACUGAUGACUUUGAGGAUGUGUCGGAGGAGGCGCUGCCCGCACCGUCUGCGCCGGCGCCGGUGAGGCCCGCCGUGCCAGCGGCUGCGCCCCCGGCCGGGCCGCCGGUGCUGGUCGAGGAAAAUAGCGAUAUGGAUCCCGACUACAACGAGGAGUUCGAAGUGCAGAGCGAUGACGGUGAAAUCGCCGCAUCUCCUGUCCCUGUGGAGCUGGAAGACCCGGCGGAGAGCAUCUCGGAGGACGAGGUCUUUGCGGAUCCUGUGAGGGAAGGCACCCGGAUGCACGACUACGCGGAGAACUUCGAUUCCUUCAGUGAUGGCAUCUCCGAGGUGAACGAGGAUGAGGAUAUGCUCCAGUAG
This is a messenger RNA of Effrenium voratum, 2058 nucleotides long. The record is from the annotation of a GenBank genome assembly. Lineage: Eukaryota; Dinophyceae; Suessiales; Symbiodiniaceae.